AUGUCUGAAGAAGCGAAAACAGAAGCUGAGACCUCUUCGGCAGCAUCUUCUACGGCGACGCCGGCCUCAGCACCGGCUGCUGCGGCUUGGAAAAGUCGCUUCCCUCUUGCGAGAAUAAAAAAAAUUAUGCAGGCUGACCAAGACGUAGGAAAGGUCGCCCAGGUCACUCCUAUUAUCGUUUCAAAAGCCCUGGAACUGUUUAUGCAAAGUAUAAUAACCGAAUCUUGCAAACAAACACGUCUUCACAAUGCAAAACGCGUCACGGUGUCGCAUCUAAAACAUGCUGUUCAGAGUGUAGAUCAAUUCGACUUUCUACAAGAGAUUGUGGAAAAGGUCCCGGACGCGCCUGCAAUUAAGCCUGAACGGAAGUCAAAACGAACGCGUUCCAACGCUGCUUCGAACGAAAACGGAGGUUCCAAUUCUGGAAAGCGUAGAAAACGUCCAGACAGCGAGUCUACCAGCUCGAAACAGUCUGCUGCGGAACCCGUAAAAGAAGAGAGUGCCGGUAGUGAGGAAGCCGCUGCUUAA
This is a messenger RNA of Schizosaccharomyces japonicus yFS275, 528 nucleotides long. RefSeq names its product DNA polymerase epsilon subunit Dpb3. NCBI's taxonomy places the organism in Eukaryota, Fungi, Ascomycota, Schizosaccharomycetes, Schizosaccharomycetales, Schizosaccharomycetaceae. Gene Ontology annotation, molecular function: protein heterodimerization activity. The transcript has a single exon. The coding region runs from base 1 to 528 and encodes 175 amino acids. The record is from RefSeq and is a predicted model, not a curated record. Gene Ontology annotation, cellular component: nucleus.